AUGGGUAUCUGUUCUAAUCGACAGAAAGAAAAUUUACAUACAGACUUUGAUAACAUUCCUUUGUUAACGAGAGGUGAACUUGGAUUUGAUAUAAUUGUCGAAAAUAUAAAAGUAAAAAUGGAUGAUAUAUAAAGUUGCAAAGUGAAAGUGAUUAUUUCGAAUUAUUCAACCUUUGAGACUGAAAUUGAGACUGAAAUUUCAGGAUAAUUUUAUUUUAAACAUAUUCACAAGGUUUAAUUGAAAACUACUGAGGAAUAACUAAAAUAACAAUUUGUUAUUGUGGAACUUAAGAGUGACAAGGAUGAGUAGAUUUCAUCGUUUAAUCUGAACUUGUAUUAGAUCGCUACAGGUCCAUUUCAUUUUGAUUACGAAUUCUCUUAAUAAGGAAAUAAAAAACUCGGAAAAGUGAGUUUUGAUUUUAGAAUGGCACAAAUUCUUAUUGUUAGAUUUAUUCCAAAACUCAUUGAUUUCAACAUGGAGGAACUCUUAAAUAAACACGAGUAUUGUUUCUAAUUGAGGAUGCUGACAUCACAAUUACAAUUUCAUUCUGAAUACUCACCUGUCUUUCAAAAUCAAUUAUUCUAUAAAUCACAAUAAAUAUAAUCCAAUAAAUAAAUAUUAUGGAAAGAUUCAAAAGUUGAAAUGGAAGUGGAAGUACCUUUAAUUGAAAUAACAUCUUCCUCUAUUCAAAUUGCUUUGUGUCAUAUUACAAAGGAUGGCAAAAAAGAAAUAGAAUGUGAGGCAUACGUUAAUUUAAAUUACGCAUUAAAUUAAAAAGCUGAAUGCAUUGUGGAUAAGGGCAUUAAAUGUUAUAAGAUAGACUGGAAACAAAACAAUAGAAGAGUAUGGAACCAUGGGGUCUUAGAAGGAGUGCUUAAUUAUCAUCUAGAAAUCAUUCUGCCAUUUCAUCUAAAAUAGCAAAUCGUUGGAGUUCGUACUGAUAAAGGAGUAUCCUAAGGAACUAGAGUGAUCAAUUAAGCCAAAGCAAGUAUAAGGGAGAUUCAACAAUUAAGUUCUGCUGGAUAAGGUUUAUUAGAUACUUAAUACAUUAUUUUUAGUAAAGCUGAGCCUGACUCAGAAUUGAUACAAUAAUAGAAUGAUUUUAUCAUUCAGAUCAUUGAAAACUUAAAGUUAAGUCACAAACAAUCUAUGAUCUGUUUUGAAUACAAAACUCAAUAGGAUCUCUUUAAUUCUUAAAAACUAUUAAUUGAUUUAGCAAUUAAAUUAUUGGAAACUGCAGAUUAAUAAUAAGAGCUAUUAAGGGAAUAAUACUAUACAAUACUUAAAUUAAUAUUGAAUAGAGGAGAACUCAGUUUGGCUUAGCUAGGAUUUUCGGAUUAAACACAAAAAACAAAUGACAAGUUAAUAAAGUUCAAAAUGGAAAUUGGUUUAAAUUAUUAGAUCUUUUUAUAAAAAGGUUUAUCAAUAACAUUAGAAAAGUUGAAAUAAAGGUCAUUGGCACAAAAUGAAAGAUUCUUUGUUGAAAACUUCUUAGCAAAUGCAUAUUUUAGAAUACCAGAAUUAAGAAAUACAAUAAUUGUUAGUGUUUCAAGACCAAAUGAUGAAUAAAUUCCAGAAUGGAGAUCUUUAACUAAGUCAAGUGGAGGGAUUUCUAAUUAAGAAUUUAAUGAUAUUUUUGAUUGGAAUAAGCAUUUUUAUGAGUAUCUAAUGAAAGAACCUAAAUAUUAUGGCAAUAAUCAUAAAAUGAAUGAAAUUAUCAAUUAACCAUUGUGGUAAAAACAAUUAGGAAAAAGAGGAAGCGUUUUCUUUUUAUUUAUAAAAGAAUGGUGUGAUUUGUUAAAUACUUAUAUAGUUAAUAGUAAAAAUGUUCCAUAUCACUAAUUACCUGGAUAUUUUCAACUGAUAAAGGCAUUUUUCUCAGAAUUAAAGUCAAGAGAAAUAUGCAAUUACCCAGAAGCACUUAAAAUAGCUUUAUGUUCUUUGCUUAAAAACACCAAUUUGUUAAAUACAAUAAUAAUAAUCUUAUUCAACAAAGUUAGUUUAUACAACUCUGAUGAUGUAAUUCAUUGUUUAGAUCUAUUAAAUAAAUGUUUUUAAAAGAUAAGCCAAUUCAACUUAUGUAUGCCAUCAUUCUUGGAUCAAAAAUACUUUUUAAAUGGAAUUAAAGUUAUCCUUACUUAGUGUGAGCACGCAUAAAGCAUAGCAAAAUGCUUAGAAUUGAUCUACACCAACUACAUAUUAUUUCCAGGUAUAUUUUAAUCAAAAAUAUCUUUAGUGGAUCUCAAGAAAGAAUUAACUGACAUGAUAUUUGAAAACCUAGCAAUCAAAUUUUUCAUUCAUUGGUCUUAUAACGUCAGAUUAAUAUUUCGUUAGUUUUUGAUUUAUCGCAUAUUUCAUUUGCAUAAGCCUCUUAAAGAUAGAGAAUUAAAUGAAGAAGAUCUAAUUGAAAAAUAUUAAGAGUAAUUGAAACCAAAGAAAUAACACAGUUAUUUUGACUAAAGAAACUCUUCCAAAUAGAUUAUAUCUUAAUAUAUUUACUUAAAGUACAUUAGAUUUAUGUAACAAAUAGAAGAAGGCAAACAUUUAUCCAAAUUUAAAUCAAGUCAUUUUAUAUUGGUCACUCUUAAUAGAGUUGAAGAACUAAAAUACAAGCUUAAGAAGCUGUAGUCAAAAGUUUAGAAUAGAUAAAAAGAUGAUAGUUUUGUUUAACAUUCUUUUAAAAUUAUCUCUAAUGAUUAACUUGAUGAUACAGCAUUACCAAUUCAAACAAUAGAACAAAACUCAGAAAAACCUGUUUUCAAUAAGGGGAGGUUGCCUUUAUAAAAAAUUACAUUGACUGAAACUUAAUUAAAAUACUUGAUUUAAGCCUGCUCAGAAUAUGAUGAUUCCAUCCUAUAAUAUUAAAAAUGGAGAUAAACUAACAUUCCUGAUAACUAUAAUACUUUAACAGAAGAACAAAUAUUAACUGUAAUCGAAUCUUUCGUCGUACCUGUUGUGAGAAUUCUAGAAAUUUAAGAUUAAAAUGAAGGAAAUCUUAUACAGAGAGAUGACUGGUGA
Messenger RNA from Paramecium tetraurelia, 3018 nucleotides. RefSeq lists its product as uncharacterized. The transcript is spliced from 8 exons. The record is from RefSeq and is a predicted model, not a curated record. NCBI's taxonomy places the organism in Eukaryota, Ciliophora, Oligohymenophorea, Peniculida, Parameciidae.